Molecule: messenger RNA, 2393 nt
Organism: Tachysurus fulvidraco (yellow catfish)
Lineage: Eukaryota; Metazoa; Chordata; Actinopteri; Siluriformes; Bagridae
Gene: gmcl1
Product: germ cell-less, spermatogenesis associated
Exons: 15
Coding region: 257-1762 (501 amino acids)
Biological process (GO): germ cell development
Molecular function (GO): protein binding
Source: RefSeq, a predicted model, not a curated record
GGCCGCUAGGUGGCAGAACACAGUUAGUAUUUCUUCACUAGACAGAAGAGUGGAACUGUUGUGUUUGUUUGGUUCAAUAUUCCCGACGUUCAUGUUUUCUAGAGAUGUACACAGCAGCUAAACAAAUUGGACUGUUACCGAAUUGCUAAAUGUGUAAUUUGUUGUAAAUAAGUGUCAGUCUGCAGUCUAGCUUUGUGCUGAGGACAUUUCAGCCUGAUUAGCAUCGUGCUGUUUCUUCCUCCAGUCGACUUCCAGGAUGGGGUCACUCGGGAGUCGUUUCCAAGCUUCUCCCCACCGCCUCAGCGAGACACCACAACCUCACUGUGCAGGGAACACACACAUCUGUGAGUGCAAGAAGAGGAAACGGAGCUCACACUGUGAGUGUGACAGUGAACCAGAGGAAGAGGACAGUCUGCUGGACACACCGUGCAGGAAGAAGCUAAAGAGCACGUCCAAGUAUAUUUAUCAGACGCUGUUCCUGAACGGCGAGAACAGUGAUAUUCGGAUCUGUGCACUCGGCCAAGAGUGGAACCUACACAAAGUUUACCUGUGUCAGUCUGGAUACUUCUCCAGCAUGUUCAGUGGCUCCUGGAAGGAAUCCAACAUGAUGGUCAUCCAGUUGGAAAUCCCAGAUCAGAAUAUCGACACAGAAGCUCUUCAGGUGGUGUUUGGCUCCCUCUACAGAGACGACGUUCUGAUCAAACCCAGUCGAGUUGUUAGUAUCCUGGCUGCUGCCUGCAUGCUCCAGCUGGAUGGACUUAUCCAGCAGUGUGGUGAAAGCAUGAAGGAGAACAUUAGCGUGAAGACAGUGUGUGGCUUCUAUGCCGCCGCUAACAUGUACGGCCUGGACUCUGUAUCGAAGAAGUGUUUGGAGUGGCUUCUCAAUAACCUCAUGACCCAUCAAAAUGUGGAGCUGAUGAAGGAGCUCGGGGUUGAAAUCAUCGAGCAGCUGAUCCAGUCGUCAGAUCUGUUUGUCAUGCAAGUCGAGAUGGAUGUGUACACCGCUCUGAAGAAGUGGAUGUUCCUGCAGCUCAACCCGUCAUGGGACGGUCCCAUCAAACAGCUUCUGGUCGAUGCAGACACGUGGCUCUGUAAAAGAAGGAGCGAGCUGGGAGAAGAUGAGCCGUUCCUGUGCACAGAGCAGGGCUCGCCUUUCACCCCCGUGUUCAGACACAUCCGCCUGCAGUACAUCAUCAACGACCUGGCAUCGGCCCGCAUCCUCGAGAGGGACAACAUCAUUCCGCCCGACUGGUUGUCCAGGAUAUACAAGCAGCAGUGGUUCACCAUGCUUCGAACAGAGCAUGACAAUGACAACGGACCCCAAGAGGCCAAUAAGGAUGAAUUCGAGAAGAACAGCAUGCGCUGCGGUCGAAAGCUGAACAAAGAUGGAGAUUACUGCUGGAGAUGGACAGGAUUUAAUUACGGGUUUGACCUGCUGGUCACCUACACUAACCGCUUCAUCGUGUUCAAGAGAAACACCCUCAGUCAGCCAUGCGGGGGCGCCGUCAGCCUACAGCCACGGCGACACCUUGCUUUCAGGUUGCGGCUCGCAUCGUUCGACAGCUGUGGCAAACUGAUCUGCAGCCGAUCUACAUGCUACCAGCUGCUCACUCUGGAGAAAGAUCAGGAGUACGUGGUGAUGAACCUGGACAGCCGUCUCCUGUCUUUCCCGCUCUACGUCUGCUGUAAUUUCCUGUACACUUCCCCCUCCCCCGAGCGCCGAGCCGACGAAUCAGAAAGCAGCUCCCGCAGCAAGUCGUGACUUUCCGGCCAAUAAGCUCCGUCAUGAUCUUGUGACAUCAUCACUUCCUACCACUCACUCACUUUUUGCCAUCAGUUUUCUAUACCUUGUUAUUUUUACAUUUUUUUAAAGAAAAAGUCUAUACUGAUAAUUUUACUGUUUUAUUUUACUUUUAUAUUUAUUUCAGAAUUUUUUUUAUGAGUUUAGUAUAUAAUUAAACCCAAGAGAGUCCACAGUGAGCACGUUAGUUUUAUGCCUUCUGUUGUUUUGUACGAAGUGAACUGUUGUAAUCUUGUGUCCGUUCAUACUGCACACGAGUCUGAUUUUGCCAGGCAUUCCUAUUUAUUCAGCUGUUUUGUACUGUUUAAAGAAAACUGGUGCUUUUUUAUAUAAAUCGCUUUUUCUUCCAGUGCAGCUCUCAAUUCACAUCACACAGACAAAUGGCCAUUUCAUAUUUUCUGUAAUUAUAUUAUUGUGACUAUGUACACAUGAUGAUGAUGAUGAUGAUGAUGAUGAUGAUGAUGAGUGGGUCUUGGUUAAAUGUAGAAGAUGUGCAUUAUGGGAUAAUGACAUCAUCGUUCAGGCAUGAGGAUAUAAUCAUCGCUGGCUGGUGAGAGCCUAUUCUCAAAAAAUAAAAUGAUGGAAAAAAUGC